AUGGAAGGAAAAUUUUUUAGCGCUCAUGACAAAAAAACUUCUAGCCAACUUGCCCUCCGCCAAGCCGGACUGCCAAUCUCUCACUCCCGCGCACCCCGCCAACAGCGCCUCGCCCCGAUUCUGGCUUCGAGCUCGCAUCGCCGAAGACCUCUCUCUCGCACCCUCUUCCGGAAGGCCCCGUCCAGCACCCCCCCCAUGUUCCUCGUCCCUUCGGUGGGACGAAGGCGCGGCGCGCUGGCAGCGUGCAAGAGGCCGUACUGGUCGAGCAGACGCCUGAUCCUGGGCAUCGAGAGCAGCUGCGAUGACACAGCGGCUGCCGUGGUCUCGUCCGACCGAGAAGUACUAGCGAAGAGCGUGGCGAAGCAAGACGACAUCCACCUUCCAUGGCGUGGGGUCGUGCCGAGACUGGCGGCGGAGGCUCACCGAAGCGCCAUAGACAGGGUAGUCGACGAAGUGAUGGCCGAGUCGGGCGUCUCCUAUUCUGAUUUAGAGGCGGUGGCGGUUACGAGGGGUCCCGGGCUGGCGUUUUGCCUGGAAGUAGGCGUGUCCAAGGCAAAGAGCCUGGCUACGGACAGAGGCCUGCCGCUGCUGGGGAUCAACCACAUGGAGGGUCAUGCACUGGCCAUCCGUCUGGUGAGCAAUGUGGACUUCCCCUACUUGGCUUUGUUGAUAAGCGGAGGGCAUACACAAAUUUUGGCAGUACGAGGAGCAGGCGACUAUUCAUUGCUGGGCGAGACGCUGGAUGUGGCUAUUGGCGACGCCUUUGACAAGGUAGCGAGGAUGCUGGGUUUGAGGGCGAUGAACGGCGGACAAGAACUAGAAGAAACGGCUGAACUUGGAAAUCCAGACCGAUUUUCUUUUACUUUACCUAUGCAAAAGACCAAAAAUUGUGAUUUUUCGUUUUCUGGCCUUCAAACCGCCGUCCUUGAAAAGCUCAACGAACUAGGUGGUCUCUCCCAUAUCGACCGACCCUCGGUUACUGAUCUCGCCGCGUCCUUCCAACAAGUCGCCAUUGAUCAUCUGAAACAGCGUCUGAGACACGCGUUCCACUGGGCAUCCAAAAAUGAGCCUUCGAUACGCCAGCUUGUUCUUUCCGGCGGCGUCGCUUGCAACAGACGCAUAUGUCGUGAACUGGGCCUCUUUGCUAGGGACUUCGGUAUCGACCUGGCCUCUCCCCCGCCUGAGCUAUGUCGGGACAACGGAGUUAUGAUCGCGUGGGCCGGACACGAAAACCUAGCGUCGGGAAAGCCAUUCGACAACCCAAUAGGACUCCGGUAUUUGCCAAAAUGGCCCCUCGACUCAUCCGGCAUCGACUACUUUCCCGGGACGCAUUUCAGCCACCGUCUCGCCCGAGAAGAAAAAAAAAAACAAACCAUCUCGACCCACGAAACUCGCAUCGCCCAACACCCGCCGAACCCUCUCAUCUUCUAUAAAGCCAGCAAAGCCGCCUUCAAACUCCAACAAUGGGAUGCCGCCAAAAAUUUUGCCCUCCGAGGUCUCGCUCACUUCCCCGACAACGCCUACCUUCAUUCCAUCCUCCGACGCAUAGACCAGGCCGAACUCUCCCUCAGGAGCAGAUACCCCUAGGUCGUUCAAGCCCUGUACGCCCCGACGAAAAAAGCACAAAACUUGACAGGCGAAAUUGUGUGAUAGGAUAGCGGUUAAAAAACAAAACCCUUUGACAGGUUGGGGAGAGGUGCGGUCAGUUUGUCUCUUACUCCCGAGGGAGGGCAUUCAGAGCGCGUCGUUGUCCCGUCUGAAAUACUCUUCCUGCGGAUACGAAUCCAGCGAUCCGCGCAGCAGCGCCUGCACCUCGCUGAACAGAGUCGAUGCCCUUUCGCUCAAAGGGUUUUGAAGCAGAACGAGUGAAAACUGGUUGAGCGCGUCGUACAGCUUGUCGUGUCUGAGAUAGAGCUCUCCCAGUUCCAUGUAUAACGCCUCGCACGGCGCGACGGCGAUGCCAUCUUGGAGUACCUUUACGGCUAGGUCUAUUGAUUUGACUGCGUUGUUGGACGACGUGGCAGGCGCCUUGUUAAGCUGCAGGUUGGCCAUGCCAAUGUAAGCCGAGGCGCAUUUUGGGUCAAGUUGAAGGGCCUUAUUCAGAUAUUGAAGCGCUAGGUCAUGGGUCGUCGGGUCUGUGGCGUAUGCCCUGCCCAUGAGUGCCAACGACCGGGCCGACCUGGUGCCGCCUGUGCGGUUGUACACUUCUGACGCGUGCGCCAAGGCGUUUCUUGGGUCACUUUUCAAUGAUGCAAGGACAUACUGUUCUCCUGCACAGAUAGACUUGGACAGAUGCCAUGCCUGCCUUAUAGACCUUAUAGCGUUGGUAUGGUCUUUAGUACGUAGAUAGAGUUCUCCUCGGAAGAGGUGAGCCAGCCAAUUUCGUGGGUCAAUCGAAAUGACUCGAUGGAUGUGUUGAAGGGCCAAAGUCGUUUUUUUUUUUACGUCAUACCAAGUGGCCACAACAAGCCAUGUCGAGGCCUUUCUCGGUGCGAGGUUUAACAUAGAGUAGGUCAAGCUAGCAUAGGUUAGUGCAGGUCGUGCGUGCAAUGCACUUACGUUAGAACAACAUACGUGUGGAGGGCGUUGACGUUGGACCCUGUCUUUGCCAAUGCAUAGGCGUAGUAAUGCAUGUCUUCGCUGGCAUAUCUGUCGAUGCUGAGUAUGGUGUCGAAUAUGGAAAUUGCUAGCUGGUAAUCCGCAUCCCGGAUCGCUGCCACCGCCUUGACGCGGAGGUGGAGCAGGUCUCGUUUGGUGUCGGUGGUCAUGAAGAGAGCGUUUGACCCUGGCGUUGACUCAAAAAGUUUGAUUUUUGGCGGGACCGACAUAUUUUUAGACAGGCAAUGGAGGUUGCUGACGACGGAGCGAUACCAAUUCCAAAGGGACGAUCGGACGUUUUUACAAUUGGGACCGGUCAGCGAAGAGGUUGCGGCGAAAAAGUUGUUUGGGAAUGCGUCCAAUUCAAUCAGUUCUAGCACGGCUUCCAAACAAAAUGGAUUGAUUUCUAGUGCCUGUUGAAAGAGGGAGAUAGCGGUGCUCUCCUUGUCGAGAGCGAGUGCUACUUUUGCCAUUGACGUGACUGAACAGAUAGUGUGUGAUGCU
This is a messenger RNA of Schistocerca gregaria, 3102 nucleotides long. RefSeq names its product tRNA N6-adenosine threonylcarbamoyltransferase-like. Gene Ontology annotation, biological process: tRNA threonylcarbamoyladenosine modification. NCBI's taxonomy places the organism in Eukaryota, Metazoa, Arthropoda, Insecta, Orthoptera, Acrididae. The record is from RefSeq and is a predicted model, not a curated record. The transcript is spliced from 3 exons. Bases 1 to 1587 code for a protein of 528 amino acids. Gene Ontology annotation, cellular component: mitochondrion.